Molecule: messenger RNA, 2521 nt
Organism: Ipomoea triloba (trilobed morning glory)
Lineage: Eukaryota; Viridiplantae; Streptophyta; Magnoliopsida; Solanales; Convolvulaceae
Exons: 6
Coding region: 103-2184 (693 amino acids)
Molecular function (GO): chromatin binding
Source: RefSeq, a predicted model, not a curated record
GAAACUCCUCUCCCUUCUGCCAAGCUCUCUUGAUUGAAUUCGGUUUUUUCACGUUAUCGCAUUUCCACUACUCCGGCAUCCUCAUACGGCGGUUAUUGGUGGAUGGCCACGGCGGCGAAGGCUCCGGUUUAUGUGAGUUGGGAUGAGGUCUGUUUGUCUGCCGAUAAAGGCAGGAAGGAGGUUCACUACUAUCUCAAACGGAGAGAUGGACUCUCAGAUCUGGCGGUGGUUGGGACAGAGAAAGGCAUGAGACACAUCUCAUAUCACUACGCUAUAAAGCCCAUGUCUUUGCUAUCGGUAUCGAAUUCCUCGUCUCUUUCGAAGCUCCGGACCCGAAGAGAGGUCGUUGAUUGGCUGAAUUCUAUUGUUUCAGUUGCAGAUUUGCGUCACCAUCGGGAUAUAAGAGAUGAUGGUCAACCCUGUGAAGGUACGGAUGCAGUUCUUAAUGAUAUGAACGCAUUGAAGGAUGUUCAUUUGUGGAGACAGGGCCAGCGUGUCACAGAAUUCACUUGGCUAGGUUCUUCAUGGACCUGUAGGAAGAAGCGAUGUCAUUAUACUUCAUUUUGUAGGAAUGGUGUUCGAAUUUCAGUUCAUGACUUUGUUUAUGUAUUAGCUGAAGAAGAUAAGCGGCUUGUUGCUUACCUGGAUGAUAUGUAUGAAGACACCAGAGGCAAUAGGAUGGUUGUGGUACGCUGGUUUCACAAAAUUGAUGAAGUUGGUAUUCUUUUGCCUCAUAACUAUAAUGACAGAGAGAUUUUAUUUUCUCUUUGUCUUCAAAAUCUCAGUAUUGAAUGCGUAGAUGGACAGGCUACUGUCCUCUGUCCCCAGCAUUAUGAGAAAUUUUUGAAUGACGUAAGGCACACUCAGUCAGAACCAUAUGUCUGUCAAAGGCUGUUUGAUAAUGAUGACCUCAAACCCUUUGACAUAACCAGCGUUAAAGGAUACUGGAAUCAAGAGUUAUUAAAACGCAUGUCUUUUUCAUCUCCUUUGAGAGCUCAACCAUCUCCUCUUGGUGAAUUGAAGGUAGAGGAUAGGGUCACGGGCUUUGUUGAAAGCAGGCCUAACAAAAGGCUACGCGUUUCAAAGGAGUCUAACAUAUCCUCCCAGUCAGUUCCUCAGAAAGGGCCUGCUAAAGCUUGCCAAGAGUAUUGCAAUGGCAGUUCUAUAGCUACCAUGGAAAUAAGCACUUCGAAAGAAGGCUGUUUUGAUGGAUCAAUAUCUGGGAAAGUAGUAGUAACAGAGAAGACUCAGCAGAAUUUUGACAUUGGCUCUGAAGUUGAAAUACUUUCUCAAGAUAGUGGCAUUAGAGGGUGUUGGUUUAGAGCUUUGGUCAUUAAGAAGCACAACAAUAAGGUGAAAGUGCAGUAUAAAGAUGUCAAGGAUGCUGAAGAUGAGACUAAGAAUCUUGAGGAGUGGGUUUUGGCAACCAAGUUAGCUGCAUCUGACAAAUUGGGCAUCCGGAUACAUGGGAGAACAGUUCUUCGGCCUUCUCCCUCAUCGUAUAAGGGCAGAGUUUCAUGGGCUGUCAAUGUUGGAGCAAUUGUGGAUGCAUGGUGGAAUGAAGGGUGGUGGGAAGGCAUCGUUGUCAGGAAAGAAUCUGAAGACAGGCUACAUAUCUAUUUUCCAGGAGAGAAAGAAACACAUAUCUUUGGUCACAGUGACUUGAGGCAUUCACAAGAAUGGUUGGCUGAUGGUUGGAAACAUCUCAAGGAAAGGCAUGAGCUUGUAUCAGUGUUGUUGGGUGACUCGACAGUGAAGCAAACAGUAAAAGAGUCAAGUGAUGUCAUACUGGAACGACAUACCACAUGUAGCAAUGGUGUCCAUCAUCUAAGUACUGAAAAACCAAGAGAUGAAGUUGCAUCAGCAGGUAAUACUGAUGCAGAUGCUGGUGAGAGAUUAAAAGUGUUGGAGGGGGUUCAUGAUCUGUCUAAAGAUAAUCGACUUGCUCAGUUAAGGUGGAAGACAUCGGGGAAGAGAAGACGGUGUAGAAGCCCUGUUAACAAGGUGCGUUUGAGUUUUGAGAGAAAUCAAAACGUCACCAAGGAAUCUGGUAUGCAAAUUAAGGAGACGCUCUUCAUCCCGUCAUCCUUGAAGGUGGAUCUUGACAAUUGUAAAUACAUCACCGAUUCCCUCUUCAACUCCUCUGUUGUCUCUCCAUUAAGUAGCCUGGUCAUGUCUAGGUGAUGACCACCUUUACAAUCAGUUUAGAAUGUGUACAUGGUUCAAAAUGAUCUGAAGCAGUUGUAGGCCUUUGACAUGUUUUUUUGAGCAUGGGAAAUGUUUUUAGUGAAGCUGGUGAGGCAUUCCAAAAAUCCAUUCCCCUGUAUAAAUUUGUAAGAAGUAGAUAGUAGCCUGCCUGGCUUGUAUACUGACCCUGACCAUCAGGAAGCAGUUUUGAUUCAAUAGAAUAAAUAGAAUAACCUUUUAGAGCUCACAGUUCCUAAAUUUCUGCUUGUAUUCUGCAAUUGCUUACUUUGCAAUAUUUUAUAUGCCAAUAAAGUUGUCUUCUUUAAUUUGUUCA